This is a messenger RNA of Saccharomyces mikatae IFO 1815, 1281 nucleotides long. RefSeq lists its product as uncharacterized. Lineage: Eukaryota; Fungi; Ascomycota; Saccharomycetes; Saccharomycetales; Saccharomycetaceae. Gene Ontology annotation, biological process: transcription elongation by RNA polymerase II; poly(A)+ mRNA export from nucleus; post-transcriptional tethering of RNA polymerase II gene DNA at nuclear periphery. Gene Ontology annotation, cellular component: transcription export complex 2. The transcript has a single exon. Gene Ontology annotation, molecular function: RNA binding; double-stranded DNA binding. Bases 1 to 1281 code for a protein of 426 amino acids. The record is from RefSeq and is a predicted model, not a curated record.
AUGGAUAUCGAUAUAGGACGUUAUUUUAAAGAGAAGCAUUAUGAUGACAAAUUGCUAGACUUCAUCAGGUUCGACGUCAAAACACCUAAAAAGACUAAAUAUAAACUACAAAUGUCUACGGCGAAGGAUGAAGAAAGUUUACGAUUACAAAGAUUCUACCAGUUGGGAAUAGAUUUGAAACUAAAAUAUACCAAGCGGAAGUUAUUGAAGAAGCAGGGACGGAUCAAGAAUGCUACUGAGGAGUUAUUGCAGUUAGCUAAUGAACAAUUGAAACUAUUCAACAGAAUUGUAGAAAGAGAGACCAAUUGGAUAAUUUACCCACUAUGGGUGAUGGCUAAACAAUUGAUUUGCCUGUCAAACCAAUCGAGUGAGCUCAAUAAAGAUUCAAUAGAAGAGUGUGGGCGUACCAUCCACAGAAGUUUCACCAUAUGCCUCAAUGAUAGAAAUCCAAGAUUAAAUGAAAACAAAAAAAUUGGGUGUUAUAUGUUUGCCAAUCUAGAAUUUUCCAUCUAUCAUCACUUAAACAAUAAAGAUAUGAUUAAAAAUUUAGUUAAAGUCCUUGAGAGCAGAGUGAAUGCCCAUGAUAUCCCCCCACUGAAUAAAAGUUUGGCAAUUGAACAUAAGUCACAGGUAGUGUUAUAUAACUAUUAUCUGGGCCACUACUACGGAUGUCUAGAGAAUGACCACGAACGUGGGUUUUUACACUUAAAUGAUGCACUACUGCAAUGCCCAGUAUUAUAUGUGGAAUCCACGGGCAAGUUCGUCCUACAGUACCAAAUGGAGAAGAUAGUAACACUACUAGUUCCGCUCGCGCUUUUGACUAAGAGAUUGUAUCCGUGCUGGGAUCAUCCGGUAAUCGCUGGUAUAAUUACUGGAAGUAAAAGCUUGAGCCAACUUUACCCGACAUUAGUGCGUAGUGUAAUUACAGGGAACUUGUCAUUGUAUGAUGUUACCACUUCUAAUAAUGAAAGAUUCUUCCUUAAGCAAGGUUUGCAUAUCGCCAUUACAUUGCUUCGAGAAGUAGUUUUUACUCGGCUGGUACAGCGAUGUUGGCAAUGGGGCAAUGAUAGAAAAAGCAUCAUGCCCUUAAGGAUCCUGCUGGCUAUAAAUCAACAGCAUAACUCUGUCGAUGAGGAUGAGGAAGAGCAAUUAAACGCGCUGGAGUGUCGUCUAGCAAGUGCUAUAGCAAAUGGGCUGUUACGUGCCUACCUUUCUCACUCUAACCGUUGCAUCGUCUUUAGUAAGAAAGAACCUUUUCCCCAUGAAAAUGAUACAAAAUAG